Symbiodinium pilosum is the source of this 342-nucleotide messenger RNA. The record is from the annotation of a GenBank genome assembly. Lineage: Eukaryota; Dinophyceae; Suessiales; Symbiodiniaceae.
GGGUACAAAGCCCUUGUCGAUGACCUCGACGACACCAUGGGCGGCCAUGUGGGCUGCCAGAAGCGCCUGGGAUGCCGGCGGCGUGCGGAGCUCCCGGAGCUUCUGGAGCCCCCGGAACUUGCGGAGCCCCCGCGGGCAGAGCCAGCGAAACCCUUGGGCCUUGAGGAGGAGUUGCGGAUGCACUUUCCUGGAGAAUGGGCUGCCCUCAGCUCGACCGACAGCACCACGCUGCAGGAGAGAGCUCUCAAGAGCCAAUUGCGGCUUCGAGGGCUCACGGAGGCGGCGGAGCUUCAUCCCAACGGGAAGUUGGACUUCUACGUGACCUUCCUGUGCUGCGGCUAG